Antechinus flavipes (yellow-footed antechinus) is the source of this 2231-nucleotide messenger RNA. RefSeq names its product RNA polymerase I and III subunit D (gene POLR1D). The transcript has 3 exons. The record is from RefSeq and is a predicted model, not a curated record. NCBI's taxonomy places the organism in Eukaryota, Metazoa, Chordata, Mammalia, Dasyuromorphia, Dasyuridae. The coding region runs from base 128 to 496 and encodes 122 amino acids.
CGCCGCCGCGGCUCCUCCUCUGGCUCCUCCCUCCUUCCUGCUCUACCCGCCGGGACCGAGAUAUGGGGCUCAUCCCCGGGGCCGCCCUCGCCACCUGAGGAGCCCGGAAGCUGCCCUCGACCGCGCCAUGGAAGAGGACGAGGAACUGGAGAGGAAGGCAAUAGAAGAACUUCUUAAGGAAGCUAAACGGGGAAAAACCAGAGCAGAGACAAUGGGGCCUAUGGGGUGGAUGAAGUGUCCUCUUGCUGGUACAAAUAAAAGAUUUCUACUUAAUACAAUUAAGAAUACAUUACCCUCUCAGAAGGAGCAAGAGCAGGAACAGAAGGAAGACAAUAAGGAACCUGAGCCAAGUCAGAACCGGAAAGAAGAAAACCCAAAGAAACACAGAACUCAUCCAUACAAACACAACUUCCAGUCUCGGAGAAGAGUUAGUUAUUCUCCUCCAAGGAAGCGGAACACCCAGGAAAAGUAUGAAAAGCAAUCUAACAAACGAUGAGGCAGGCACUGAAGAAUAGGCAAGACUGUUACAAGCAAUGAAUGUCAUUACAUUUUGGCCUGGGAAAGUGUUUAACUUUCUUUAAAUGGAGAAAGUUGUUCAGUGCAGGUCUUUAGCAGGGAAGACAUCUAAGAAAAACAUUACAGUACAUAGAUAUUUUGGUGUGCUUUUUAAAGAGUCUGUUGGUCAAAAACAAAAAUGAUCUAGUAAUUUUUCCUUCUGAAAAUUAAUCCUAAGGGUAAAAGUCUUGACAUGUUUAUCAUAUUUCAAUAGUGUGUAUACAUUUGUUAUUGCACCUUCUUUGGAAAGUUAGUUUGGAAAUAAAAAGUCUAGAGUUAGAUUUUAAGUUGUUCAGAGAUUGUUCAAACCUAGUUUAAAAAAAUAUCUGUUGUAUUUCAAUUGUGGUCAAUUUUCAGAGUUGAAAACAAAAUUGAAACCUUUAAUUCUGUGUUUUAGUUUGGGAUAUCAAAUUUAGUAUGUUCAAGAAGCUAGACAGCAGUAAUCUUCUGACUGUGGAGUAUAUUAUUUAUAAAACCUCCCUCUAGCCUUCAAGGGUUAAAGUUUAUAAAGAAAUUUGUUAACAUCUCUAGCACUUAUUUUUGCUUAGAUAAACAGUGUAAUGGCUUUGAAUUUAUUACCGAAGAUAAAUUAAUGGAGAUGAACAAUUGAUCUCCUUGUUCAUUUCAUAGCAGAACUGAUAUGUGUAACAUGCAUUUUGUUUGUUUUGUUUUUUCUGAAUUUGAACUUUUCUCCAGAAGACAUAAAUUGGGAGGAAAUAUUGUUUGGUGCUUUAGAAGUAAUUCUCAUCAACUAAAUUACUUACUAUGCUUUGAUUGAUGUUGAGGAUUUUAUUUAGUUCUCUUUAUUUUUUUUUUGUUUUUGUUUUUAGCUUAAAUCCCCUGGUAUAGAUAUCACAGUGCAAAGGUGUACCAGAAAUCCUUUUUAACAAAAGUAUGUUGGAUUUUUCCCCCCGGGGUGGUUGUAGGCAUUUCUUAAGGAUAUGAUGCUAAAUCUCACAGAGAGUCUCACUUCCAUCCCCAUCCCCACCCCCAAACUCAGGACUACAUAACAAUGUACUCCUAGACCACAGAGAGGAGAGAAGAGUCUCUACUCCCUUCCCAAAUUUUCCAAGGCGGCUGGGCUUAUGCCUGGCUGCCCCCAGAUAAUCACUCAGCCACAGCCAUACUCCCAGCAGCCAAGAAAAGCUUUUUCUAUGCACUAAAAAUCAGCACAUUAGAAAGGGUGUUGUAGAGAAGCCAGAGAAUGCCAUGACAAAAUUGCUGUCUUCCCCAGUGCUACCCCACCACACCCUCUUUGUGUACCCUGGGUCAUGCACCCAAACUUUUUUAUGAAACCCAAGUUUCUGUGUGAUAAGGAACAUGUGCAUAGAACUACUCCAAUAGGAGAAUGGAGGAAAAAAUUCCUUAUUCUUUCCUUCCCUCUCCUUAUCCUUACCCCCCAGUCAAAAAAAAAAAAAAAGUACCAAAGGGAGUCCCUCAUAACUUACCAACAGCUAAUUCUCACCCCCAUCAUACACAGAAAGAAGAACUGAGUUAAACUUGACUUUAUACAAAACUUGUUAUGCUUAAAUGAUCUUAAUCUUUAUAUCUGUAUUAUUUGUGUUAAUUUAUUUUACUUUGAAAUAUUUUGUAUUUAAAUAUCUCUAGAAAAGUUAAGAAGUUGGGAUUUUUAGUAAAUUCUUGUUUUAAAUGAGUAAAAUUAAAGUUAAACUGUA